This is a messenger RNA of Coffea eugenioides, 2968 nucleotides long. RefSeq lists its product as uncharacterized. The record is from RefSeq and is a predicted model, not a curated record. The transcript has 20 exons. NCBI's taxonomy places the organism in Eukaryota, Viridiplantae, Streptophyta, Magnoliopsida, Gentianales, Rubiaceae. Bases 155 to 2719 code for a protein of 854 amino acids.
GGAGUACAAACUGAUACUUCUCUCCGCCGGCAUUUUGAUAGAAAGCGGCAUAAUCUCUCCGGUCGAUCUCCUGCUGUCCUGCAUUUCGGUUUCUAUUUGGCGGUGAAAUCACCGCCUAGGUUGUGGCUUUAGAAAGAUAUUUGAAUAUUCAAAAAUGUUGCAAUGGAUGGGCGGAUCUCGGCGGAAAGUGACUUCCACAAGAAUGUCAACGCAGAAAAGGCAAAAACACUACUUUGAGCAGAAAAGGCGGCAACAGCAAGCGACCGGAGGGAGGAAAGAUUCUGAGGAGCACAAUAUCCAUGGGCAGCAUGCUGAAAAUAGUAGAUCUCUGGAUAUUCUAAGUUUUCAGAACUUAUCAACUGUUGUGCAACAGAACAAGUCAAAUUACCCUUUAGGAAACGAUGAAACAGAGCACCAUGCUCUGAACUAUCAAGCACUCAAGUGUCCACAAUCAAUACAAUGUUUUCAAGCUAACAAAUUCACACCUUCCGGCCCCUCUGAAGCUGAGGAAGCAAGACUUUCAUCAAGCUAUCAACCAGGCAGUUCAUACGCAAAGACGAUGUUGGUUAGCACUUCUGGUAAAGAUGCAAGAACUUUCAACUCAGAUGAUGACAAGAUGAAUCAUAUAAAAAUGGUCCCAGGGUAUCAAGAACUAGGUAUGAUGGACAUACUUGGAGAUGAUGAACCAAAUCUCCAUACUGGUUCAAGUUUAGAACGUGAAGCUCAUGCUGCAUUUUCAAUUGAAGGUGUUGGUAGAGUGGAAAUGGAGACUCCAGUUCAUACGCCAGUUCGUGCACCAGAGGUGCAUGGCAGAAACUUCUUGCAUGGUUGCUCUCCACCAUCAAAAGCUAUGAGGCCUGCUGACUCGUUCAACCUUAACAGCGAGCUGGUUAACCUUGAAUUUGAAUUGGAGUUACAUGCUUUUUUCAGCAUUCUGCCUCCACAUGUAUGGCUCUUGAUGUUUCGUUUGUUAUUGACUCCAGCAUUCCUUGUAAUUAUUGAUAUCAUGGACAAGCCAAAGCAAGAUUUGUUGGACACCAGAGAAUUCUCAAUAUUUGAUGACAAUGAUAAUGGUUUUACUGAUCUUUUUCAGAAUGAUGAACCAUUCUUCCACAAAACAGAGAGAAAUAGGCACAGUUGGGAUGCAACCUGUAGGCCUGUAACUGGCAAAAUUCUUGACGAGAGUGCUUUUGGUUCAUCUUGCAACAUUUGGAUGGAUCAAGAAGAUGCUUCUGAUGAUUAUUAUACCAUGGACUGCAGGAGUGAAGAAUUUACUUUUCAAGGCUCUUAUCGACAGAAGAGCAGGACUACAAUGAGAAAAUCAAAGAGACUCGGACAUAGAGAUUCACCUGAGCUAUAUGUGAAGCGCCAGAACUCAGAGAACUUUCAUGAUUCCACAAUUCCGGAGAUGACAUGGAGAUCUCCAGUUCACAGAGACCAUGAUGUUGGUGAUAUUGAUUACCAACCCACAUGGUCAUGCUUCAAAACUGAAGAUACAAGAGACAAUUUGAGUUUGCUGAGUGAGGAGUCAUGCUCGUCGAGCGCAGUGGGGGGUGUAUCGAAGAAAGGCACAUUGAACUCAACUGAGAAACAGACACCGAAAAGUGCUGAUUUUGGUAGCUCAGAGAACAUCUGUGGUGAAAACAUUAUGCAUGGCAGAGUAAAAACCUGCAAUAAGUUGGAGAUUAACCAGCAAGGGGACAACACAAAUGAGCAAGGAAAGCUUACAAGGAUUUCAAAUUCAUCAAGAUCGCAACCAGCUGAUAACUCAAAAAUGACUUCUGAGAAGAGGUUGAAAUCAGAGAAUGGCCGAUUGUUUGAGGGAGCAUAUGAUCCUGGCAAGACAAUUUCACGUCAUAAUCCUUAUCCCAGGACAUAUGAUACAAAUCCAAGCUCCAGACUUUGGAUUGAAGAUCUCUUUGGCACAUCCGGAGGUACCAAUGUGCAUGCUGAUUGCUCACCUUGUUGCAACCUGACAUCAGAAGAACAUGAUUCCCACCAACGUAAGUUGGAAAAAGUUACGCCAGUGUCAAGUAUGCUAAAUUUUUCUGAGCACUGCAAUAGGGGGUAUAAACCUCAGAAGUCAAUGCAUGGUCACAGUUUUCCAGAAUCAGAACUGCAAAGCAUUACCAGGGAGGAAGAUGAACAUUCUGAUCUCCCUGUAUCUGAACAUGGAAAACUGGAGCAUUGGAGAGAACGUUCCCGCUGCAGAAAAAGCUUAUUCUCAGGAUGUGGGAAGUUUAUCUAUGUAGCUGAUGUGGAAGACAAGUCUAGUGAUUGCAAGGAAUCCACUACUGAGGCUUCAAAAUUAUCCUCAGGAUGUCGGAAGUGUACUUGUACGCCUGAUGAGGAAGACAAGUCUAAUAAUUGCAAGGAAUUCACUAAUGGGACUUCAAAAGCCGGAGAGAAUGUGAAAGAAACGGAUUGUCUCCAAGAUGAAGAUGCAUCACCAUCUGGGGCUACUUCAAGUAUUGAUGGCAAUUCGUCCCAUGUAGAUGCUAAAUGUCAGCUUACUGCUCAGAGCUCUUUUUUGCAUCAAACUGGAUCCGGAGCAAAUCUGGAAGAAGGAUUUGGGCAUGAAGAAAGGACAGGAAGUGAGGAGAAAAGUAGUAUUGAGUCAACAUGCCAGGUGAUGACGCUUGAUAGCUGUGUCCUGCAACUUCUUUGCAUUCAGGUACUGAAGGAAGCAUCUGCUAAGGUAACGGGGAAGAAGGCUUGAAGCUUUGAGCAUAUUGAAUUCCUUGGCUUGUCCUGCAUUGCCCCUACAACUUUUUCUUCUGCUAAAAGUUUGUCAAGGGAUAUUUACGAGCAAUUAGACCUCAGAUUAUUUGGCAUGACUUUGCUUUGUCCACAAUACUACUCUCUUGCUUGACUGGCAGUUCUUUGAUUAGUGUGAAGUGAAUGGAAAAGGAAUGGGCCGCAAGCAGAAUUUAUUUCUUUUUCCCUUUUUUUUUGGGGCCUCAUGAGA